Saccostrea echinata is the source of this 2590-nucleotide messenger RNA. RefSeq lists its product as uncharacterized. The transcript has 2 exons. Lineage: Eukaryota; Metazoa; Mollusca; Bivalvia; Ostreida; Ostreidae. Gene Ontology annotation, molecular function: G protein-coupled receptor activity. The record is from RefSeq and is a predicted model, not a curated record. Gene Ontology annotation, cellular component: membrane. Bases 140 to 1105 code for a protein of 321 amino acids. Gene Ontology annotation, biological process: G protein-coupled receptor signaling pathway.
UCACGUGUAGAAACUUGCAUCGGGGAGCAUCUAAUCUGCGAUAGAGACUGCUCUGUGAUACAGCUCUCUGUAUUCAAAACAUUAGUAACCCACAUUUAAAGAGAGGAGAAUGAUAUCGACACUUUAAACACCAGACAUAAUGAUUGGAUUUUUGGGUGUAAAUGGUACACUUGGAACUAUGAGCUUAAUUAUGGAUUUCAUAUUAAGUCAAAACAAAACAGAUUACAAUGAAGAAAUAAAACGAGACAUGCCUAUUUAUCUCCACCAAGACCAGUUUGUUCUUGUCGUUACAAUUACAGUGUUCGGAAUUAUGGGAAAUGUACUCCCACUUGUGAAGAUGACGUGGGACAAAAAUUUCCAAGGUACUGUAUUUGUUGUCAUCAGAACCAUAAUAUUCACAGAUAUUGUGAAUUUGAUUCUUUACCUACUUCAUGCUGGAUUUAAGUUUGGUAACUUUCGUCUUGAAAAAGUCCCAUGUGCAACCUUUCUGGUUGUGUUUUAUGGUGUUGCUCAUGCCUCAGCUGCUCACGUUGUUUUUCUAUUUGGACUUCGGUGUUAUAUGGUGUCGGAACCCAUAAAAUUCAAUCAGUUACGGAAGCGAACAAUUAUCGUCUCAUCUGCUGCAAUAUGGGUCCUAAGCAUAUUAUUUUCGAUAUUUUAUUUUGUUCUACGAUACAAAGCAGGAAUACAGACACCUAGUUAUGUGAUAAUAGUAUUUCGUAUUUACCUUAUUAUUGUUCCUGUCCUGCUCAUUAUUAUUUUCCACGUAAAGAAGAUACAUCGUCUCAAGCGCACAUUGAAUAAACACAAUAUUGAACACAACAUUAUCAAGAUGUCCCUUGUGACGUCAUUAAUUCUUAUCGCGUACAUGUCAUCGGCUAUUCUUUUCCUUGUGUGUUACAUCUUAUCAUUAUAUGGAUCUAAAAACAAAGAGGAAAAGUUUCUUCUUGUUGCACAACUGGCCUGGUUACUAAAUGCUGUGCUGAGCCCAUUUAUUUAUGUUGCUUCUGCACUGCGUUUUCAUAAAUGUUUUAAAUACUGGAUUAGAGGUAUUCAAUCAAUUAGAUGUCUACGUUUACCUAAGCAAACGGAAGCAGGGAUAUGAAGUUCAUCAUCCGCAACUGAAUCCCAUACAUUGCGCGCGAAUUUAAACGUUUAAAAAAAAGAACCAAUAAGCACUCUUAUACGAGGGUUGUCCGGUAAAAUCGUGGACAAAGCUUUUUUUUCCGAAAAAUAAUGGGCGCAAUUAGCUGAAAUUUUCAGCAAAUAUUUAUUUAUUAUAUUUAAGUGCAUCUUAAUUUUUUUGAUAAAAUGUAGACAAAAAUAAAGAUUUUAUUAUGCCUGAAUGUGCACAGGGUACGGUCCUACGGCGCACGAUCAAAAAACCAGGGUUUCAUUAGCGAACACACGAGUAUUAUUUCGAAAUAAAAGUAUUAAAUAGAAAAGGUUGGGGUAAUUAUUAUCCUAUUUUUAAUCCACUAUCUAUUAUGUCGUCUUUUGUAAAAUUUCAAGGUAUUUGUUGAAUUUUUGGCAGUUUCCCGAGCAUUUGAAAUGGGAAAGUGGUAAACACAACACACGAAAAAUGGCGACGUUUAAUGACGUCACGGCGCACUGGAGAGCAGUUCAUUAUGAUUUAGAUGUAGUAAUGCCUCCAAAAGAAUCUUUAGAUAACUACAGAAGAAAAAAUAUAUAAAAAUAUCACUACAUCUUUGGUAUACAACUGAAAUGAGAGUUUUCUAAGCGGAAGCUUUUUUGAUCGGGUCCUCAAGAAGAAUAAAACAUUACGGACAAACCGCUUCUGGCAAUAGCGAAAGACGAUUUCACUGUAGACCGUCGCUAUAAGAUUUAGCUGAAUGGUAGUGAGAGUACUAACCAUAAUUUACUAUAAAAUCUUCAGAGGGUCCCAUGUGUGUGCAAGAUUGGUUCCUCGACUGUUUAUGAAAUAAUGAAGGGAAACUAAAGUAUGUGCAUCAAUGAAAUCCCCGAAUUUAAGUGGGUUUUAUCCAGCUUUUUUUUUUUUCGCAAAGAAGAAACGUGAAGCUGCUUUAGACACUUUGACGUUAUAAUCCGUGUGCCGUAAGGCGAUACGACACAUAACAUAUAGCCUCAUAUUUUGUUUAUUUGAAACUGUAUCUAUUUGAAAUUUAAUUUGCUAUGUAUAUUGAUGAAAAAUGAACUAUAAAAAGUAGUUAAAAUUUUAGAACGCACUGAUGAUUAUUUUUCAUUCUAGACAACUUGUCCACGAUUUUACCGGACAACCCUCGUACAUCUUAUUCAAAAUAUUCUUUACAUUCAACAGAGCAUGGAUAGAUGGAUAUAUUUAUGAAAACGCUGUAAGCCAACUUUUAUGGCUACAAUGGAGAGGCAAUAUCAUUUACUUGUUGAACAAAGCAUUUGGUAUGGGGUACAAUGACACUAUAAAAGUUCAAAUUUUAUAACUGACCUGGUCUGAAUGAGAAUAAGGUCACUGAUCUUUCUUGGAUAAUUUUUGCAGUUAUCCAUGCAUGAUAAAAUUUUCACAAUCAUCGGUUUCUUCUUUCAAAGUAUAAGAAAUAUUCAGUGAUGUAUAUAUAUAUAUAUAUAUAUAUAU